CCGGCCGGGCACCAGUUUGACAGCUGCCAACAAGCGAUCAAAGGGGGCUUUAUUUAGUUUGGCGCGCUUUCCCACUUCCACUGACACUUGUUUGAUGGGCUGUGUUUACUUCGAUCGGCGUUUGUUUCCCCUCUGGUACAGGCCAGCAUUCCGGUACCUCCGGGUACAGCACACCGCAGACAUUUAUCAGUGCUUUUGUUGCGUUUUAUUCCCACCCGGAACGAUGAGCGAAACGAAAGUGAUACUAAACAGUGCCAACGAUCUGCUGCUGCUCGGCGAGGCGAUCCGCAGCGUGCCGCUGAAGGACAUAGCGCAGGCCUCGCUGAAGGGACUGCGACGGCAGGAAAGUGACCUCGAUCUGUACGCGUUGCUCUUCACCGAUGCGAUACACCGGUUUGAACCGCAGGAGUUUGAGUUAGAAAUUUCCUGCACCAUUCUGCCGGAGCUGGUUGGCUUUCUUGAGAAGAUACAAUCGGAACUGCAGUCCAAUGCGCUGUCGUUCUUCUUCGUGGAGAAUCUCACCAUUCUGCUGAAGCUUGCCGACGUGCUGCAAAAGCUAGUGGAAUAUCUUGCGGAACGGGCGGAACAAUGUCAGCUGCUACGCUCGAUUGUCAUCUUUCCCGAGUACCUGCUGCGGUGCUAUACGAUCGUGCGGAAAAACUAUGUCACGAUGGCCCAGGAAGCGGAAGGGCUGGAUGCGAUGAAGUCAUUGUAUGCCGCUUGCAAGAAGCUUCUGGUUGCGUUUCUGGAGCUGCUGUAUCCACGGGAAGCGUGCCCCGGGCGGGGGAGCUACUUUCGUGCAAUGGAUCACGAUGAAGAGUAUGGUUAUCUGGAGAAAGGUAAAACGGAAAGUCCCUGCAUGACAGAGAUCGCUUAUUAUAGUGGACGAAAGUAUAAACAUUUUCAUUCUUCCCUUCUUCUUCAGUGUGUACUCCUGCUGGCAAGUGUGGCCAACGAAAUCAGCCCCAUCGAUUCGCUGCUAGCCAGUGAUGUAUGGAAGACGGUCGUGAAACUGUGCACCGAGCACGUGGAUCAGCUUAUAGCACGACGCAGAACGGCCUGCAUCGGAGAGAUAGUAACGAUCCUGAACAGCGGAAUUAAUGCUUCCCUUUUGGAUCUGCGCGCUAAAAACGAACCCACAAAGCAGAGCACGAUCACGCUGAAGCUGAACGCGUUCUUCUUGCGCGUGGUGCUGAAGCUGCUAAGCCUGGUCAAGCAACACGUUGACGCGAGUGUCUACACGCCCAUCAUCAGCACCGUUCUGGAGGUGAAAGCUUGCCUUCACGCCAAAACGUUAUGCACUGAGCUGGCAGCGGGCGUCGAGCAGUAUCUGCACAUUGGCUAUAUGGCUAUCGUGGAAAAUUCGUUUCGAACGGAGGCGUUUGCAAAGGCGUUUUCCCAGUAUGAGUGCCGUAAGGCGCAAGAAAUACAUUCCUACUACACCCUGACCAUGCACAUCGUUACCCAAAUUGUUACAAACGCAAACGAUAAUGCCCUGCUCUCCCUGUACUGCAUCCGUACCAACCUUUUGCAGCGCGUAUGCGUCUUGCUAAAACGAUCCGAUUCUUUGCUCUUCGAAACCCCCUCGCUCUACAAACAGCUAGUCGUUUACUGCUCAGCACUGGUGCUGGUCGGCGUGCGGUUGAAAGAUCGGGCGGCUCAAAAAACGAUCGAAGAAACACUGGUUCGAAUGAUCCUCCACGAAGAGCACUACCACACGGCACUGCUCGGCAUCGAUCUUUGGUCCGUGUUUGUUCGCUACCACUCCCUUAAACUCAUGCACAGUUACCUUCUAUUCUGGAAGGCAGUUAACGAUCGCUUUUCGAUCUUUACCACCCGACCGACGCAAGUGUACGUGCGCCAGCUGCUGCGGAACCUGUUUGUAUUUCUACCGGUCGCGCACAAAGAGCGACUGUUGGACGCUUUUCCCAUCGGAGAGAGCAAAAACGAUCGAUUGUGGGCCGCCGUAGGCCCGUUGCCGAACGAAAUCGAUGAAGGUAGAAGGAGACAGUUCACGGCGGGCCUGGAAAAGCGGCUUAUACAGUGCGUGAAAACGCUUCAGCUUACACCGGGAAACGUAAAGGUGUUUUACGAAACGCUUGGCUUGUUCUCCAUCGCCGGAGCAACGACGAAAUUGGUGGAUCCGUCGGUAAAGAGCUUCUGGAACGCGGCGCUAAAUUGGGAUGCGAUUAUGAAAACGACUCCCACCAGUUGCAUAUUCGAUUGUCUCGAACGAAGCGCAACAGUUUCGUCGGCCAAUUCCAUGUUGAGCAUCAAAAACGCGCCAAGCAUAUGCGAUACGAGACCAUUCAUAAAGUAUCAAGUCGGAAAGCUACUGCUCAAAGCUGAUUCCCUAACGGACGUGUCGAACUGGCUGGAAGUGCUUCUGCGCGACAAAAACGCGUUCGUGAAAGCAUUCUCGUUCCAUUUGCUGUCCAAGCUGAAGGACAACCAUACACCAUCCGUACUGCAGCUUCUAAACAAACAGCCGCACCUACAAUCACAGCUCGCCCGGUGGCACUCGAACGCGUCUGUGAAGCUUCCAACGAUAAAACCUCGUGCCAACGGAACGAUAACAUCCGUUGCGCACCGUUGUGCGCGGAAAGUUGAUCGCACGCGAGACGCACAGUCAAAUGGCGGCUUAACGCAAGCGAUUAACAACCAAAUCGAUGAACUGUUUCCGGACGACGAUGAUGAUCUUGAUGAUGUGGACAUGUUCGCGGACAACAGUUCGCAGACGAAGAAGCGUAAAUUUGAACCAACGUCCAGCGAGCAGCGGGGAGUCGAAGGUGAAGUGCCAGUUACCAAGUGCCUUAGAGAUUUGCAGAGCGCCACUGACCAGCUGGAACGAUUGGUUCCAUCAGCAAACCAUCGCCUACAAUCGUCGCAGAAAGGGCAGCUGAAAAGGAUAAUAUCUGCACUGACGAAAGUGCUCGACAGCUGACGACCGCUGGGUAAGGUAUUGUAAAUAUAUUUGUUUUAUUACAUGACAGAUGCAGGCAUGUUACAUUUAGCCAGUUAUUCUGCUGCUGCUACUGUAUAGCAUUCGGAUUUGGAUGAUCGUUAGCUGUUUGAUGAACAGAAGGCAGACGCAACUGAAAGAUAUGUCAGUUUUGAAUCCCUCCUUUGUCUCCAAUCUCCAACCGAAAAGAAGAAUAAAAAAGCUAACCAACUAUAA
Messenger RNA from Anopheles arabiensis, 3178 nucleotides. RefSeq lists its product as uncharacterized. The record is from RefSeq and is a predicted model, not a curated record. Lineage: Eukaryota; Metazoa; Arthropoda; Insecta; Diptera; Culicidae. The transcript has 3 exons. Bases 95 to 2944 code for a protein of 949 amino acids.